Messenger RNA from Wallemia ichthyophaga EXF-994, 1116 nucleotides. Its product is annotated as Methylthioribose-1-phosphate isomerase. The record is from RefSeq and is a predicted model, not a curated record. The coding region runs from base 1 to 1116 and encodes 371 amino acids. The transcript has 2 exons. NCBI's taxonomy places the organism in Eukaryota, Fungi, Basidiomycota, Wallemiomycetes, Wallemiales, Wallemiaceae. Gene Ontology annotation, molecular function: S-methyl-5-thioribose-1-phosphate isomerase activity.
AUGUUCACUUCUAUUGAAUUUGAUAACUUUACUAUUAAAAUAAUAGACCAGUUGAAAUUACCUAAUGAGCUGUCUUAUUUGCAAAUCACUUCAAUUGCUCAAGCCUGGCUGGCUAUUAACAGGAUGAAUAUUAGAGGCGCACCUGCAUUAGCUUCUUUGGCCACUCUGUCUAUAGCGCAGAAGGUGCACAAUACACAGUACGCAGACAUACAUGCACUUAAGGCAGAUAUCAAAGAAGCGUGCGACUACCUCUACACAUCCAGACCCACCGCCGUCAACCUCGGCAUUGCACUCGAUCAAGUGAGGCAAUCUGCCGAAAUAGAUGCGGACGACCUGAACACACUCAAGCAAUCUAUCAUCGACCAAUCUAUCCUCAUCUGGUCUGAGGAUGUUGAAAGAAACAAGAAAAUGUCUGACAAUGGCGCAAAUUGGCUCAUCAACCACUUAGAGUCGACAAACAAGAUUGAAAAAGGUAGCAAACUAUCCAUCCUUACUGUAUGCAACACUGGCUCACUAGCUACCUCCGGCUAUGGAACUGCUUUCGGCAUGAUCACACGUCUCCACGAGAUGGGUAGACUAGAAAGAGCGUACUAUGCCCAAACGACUCCUUACCACCAAGGUACUAGACUGACAGCUUUCGAAUUCACCCAGCUGGGUAUUCCAAGUUGUUUAGUUUGUGACACUGCUAUCGGAUCACUCAUCUCCAACGGUCACGUGCACGCUGUGACUGUUGGUGCUGACAGAAUAGCCUUGAAUGGGGACACAGCCAACAAAAUCGGGACUAUGCAGUCUGCUCUAUUCGCCAAGACAUUCGAUAUUCCUUUCAGUGUCGUUGCCCCACGUGCUUCUGUCGACCGUAGCCUCCACGACGGGAAAGGUAUCCCGAUCGAAUUGCGAGGGGCGAAAGAGGCAGUGACGGUGCGCGGGUUGGAUACGGAAAGUGGUCACCAAGCAAGUGUGCGUAUGGCUCCAAAAGAGGUCGGUGAAAGUGAUCUGCAUCAGGUUUAUAACCCUGGUUUCGACGUCACUCCCGCUAAUCUCAUCUCCGCCGUCGUGUUAGAGACGGGUGUAGCUGUGAACCGUGGUGAGAAUGUAGAUGUUCAGUCGUUGCUAUAG